Messenger RNA from Brassicogethes aeneus, 1014 nucleotides. Lineage: Eukaryota; Metazoa; Arthropoda; Insecta; Coleoptera; Nitidulidae. The record is from the annotation of a GenBank genome assembly.
AUGCCUUUCAUAUCGAAAGACUGGAGAUCUCCGGGUGAAGCAUGGGUUAAGACACAGGAAGGCUGGGAAAAGAAGAAAGUGCUUGAAAACUGCAAAAAACUUAAGCAUGAUAUUAACGAUGAGACUCAAGAGACUAUAGACACCUUAAUUCAACCCCAUUGCCACAUCACUAUAAAAUGUACAAAAGAGAUUGCAGGCUUUAACGAACUAGAUGAAGCAGUAAAACGAUUGGAUUUCAGAAGCGCAGUGCGAGACGUCCGUAGAUUUAACUACAUAUGCGCUUUGCUUGACCUUUUAAUAGGGCAACAAAUGAUGGCGCUAUCGGGAUGCGCUCAAAGAGUACUUAUAGAAAUGUUGGAAGAAGUAGCAAAUCACUCGACAUCGAGUCACCAUAACCCGAGGGGAUUCAAAAGACUAUUAAAUAAGGUUAGAGCUUUAAGUGCCGCUGAAAGAUCUGCUUGUUGGGGUGGUACCCUUGGAUCUCAACUACUAUGGCACCAGCAUACUACGAAAAUAGAACGUAUAUUAGGAAAUGCAGCUCAAAUGAAAAUAUGCGAACCAAAUGCAGACAAGACACAGUUCCUUCACUUGCCAGAAGAAUGUAUACGCGAAAUUAUAUUAAGAUUAUCCGAUCACAGAGAUCUAACGUCCAGUUCUCAGUCAUGCAAGUUAAUGGCUUCCAUUGUUGAUGAACAACGUAUAUGGCGAGAAUUGACUCAGUUUCAUUUUAGUCCCAGACAAAUUGAACUUGUCUUGCCAAAGGAUGACGAAAAAAUCGAAUGGAAAACGGUUUACCAUGCUUUAAAAAGAACUAUCGGAAUAAAUGAAGAAAGACAAUACGCCGAAAUGUUGUCAUUAUGUAGAUACUGCCGCUGUUUGUUCUGGAGAUCUUUGGGUCAUCCGUGUAUUGCAGACCAAUGUCCUGAGUUUCGGGCUCGAUUGCAAGAAGCGGGGGGAAUCAUCCCUCCUAGUCCAGUCCCUCCUUCUGCAUUCCUCAAGUUCUUCUCUCUGUAG